UCGUCAUCACCGUGUGGACCGAGCGCAGUGGCUGUCACCAAAAACAACAACCACGGCAGCAGCCCCACACAGCACGUGUCUGUCCGUGCGUUCAGGGGCGUGAACACAACACACGCGACACACGGCAGAGGACGAUCCCAUGUCACCGGCAGAAGAUGACGAAUAUUUCUUCAAACUGGCCCAAGAAAGUGACGACGCCGCAGCCGUGGCGCUGUCCAUUCACCUGCAGCAGCUGCAGCAGCAGCGGCCACGAGAAUUGUCCGACGGGACGCACGUGGCCACCAGCGGGGCCACCACCGUGGCCACCACCGGAGCAACGGAGGCCACCGCCACGGCCGGGCUGUCCCGGUUGGCCUCCCUGCGCAGGGGCUCUGCCCGCGACUCCCUGCUGCACUACGCGGGACGCCUGGGGCGGCCUCGCCUCCUCGCCCUGCUGCUCGCCCCGCCGCUCGGCGCCGACCCCGAGGCCGCGAACCGCGAGCACAAGAGGGCCCUGCACGAGGCCGCGGCGGGCGGGCACGGGCCCUGCGUGCGGCUGCUGCUGCGGCACGGGGCCAGGGUGGACAGCCUCAAGCGGGCGGACUGGACGCCGCUGAUGAUGGCCUGCACCCGUGCCGGCUCGCUGGACGUGGUUCGCGAGCUGCUGGCGCACGGGGCCAGCCUGUCUGUGCGCAACAAGGACGGCUGGAGCGCGCUGCACGUGGCGUGCCGCACGGGCGAUUCGGCGGUGGUGGGCGCUCUGCUGGACGCGUCGCCCGCAGCGUGGGACACGCGCAGCUCUGUGGGCCGCACUCCGCUCCACACCGCCGCCAUGCACGGCAACUUGGAAGUCACGCAGAUGUUGCUGGACAGGUGCGCGUUUGUGCCCGACGGCCGUGACAGCUGCGGCGUGACCCCGUUCGUGGACGCGGUGAGACAUGGCCACCUGGACGUGGCUCGGCUGCUCCUGGAGAAGCACCAGUCGGCCGUGAACGCCACCGAUGCCGUGGGCGCCCAGGCGCUGCACUUGGCCGCCGUCACCUGCCAACUCGACGCUCUCCGCUUCCUCGUGGAGGAGCUGGGCGUGGACGUGAACGUGCAAGACGCUCGCGCCUGCCUCAGCGCCGUGCACUAUGCCGCCAAGGAGGGACACGUAAGCGCCAUAGAGACUCUGCGCUCCCUGGGGGCCGACCUGCACGCCACGGACGCCAAAGGCAGGACCGCGCUGCACGUGGCGUGCGCGGCUCAGCGCGCGGAGUGCGUGCGCGCACUGCGCGCAGCCGGGCUGCUCAACGCGGAGGACGCGGAGGGGCGGACGCCUCUCUCCCUCGCGCAAAAACCUCCUGUCGUCAGCGCCAUGGAGGAGCCCAGCUGAGGAGCGCCGCUCGCACGCCGCCAAGCAAGCGGUGUCCCCUUCUCGCUCUGCUGCGCGCGUGUACACCCGUGCGCGCGCAUCGAAAGCCGCAGCGUUUUUGGGAGACUCGACGGGGGACACGCGGUGAUGAACGAGACAGGACCCCCUGCGACCAUCAGCGCCUCCCACUUUUACAUCGCCAAGCCCGCUCGGUCACCAUCCCAGUGCACACAGUGAGCCGAUUGGCUCUUUCUCACGGUGGUCAUAGGCCACACUCACUCCACUGACAACCUCACCCACUACUCAGAUAGCCCCGCCCUUUGCCCAUACCAUCAGUCUCUGGAUAAGACUAUUAUAUUUUAAAUCGGAACAAAAUCGGCCCUCCAUUUGUAGCAUGUGCAGACCUUUGUCAAUCCACUGCGGGUUGGGGGUCCCUCCCCACACCGUGUGGACUAUACUUCACGUCGCCGGUCAGUGUGGGUUGGAGGAGGUGUGGAGCGCAUACAUGGGAAGCAUGGUUAAGUACAACAAUAGAUGUUCGCAAGAUAGCUCUGAAGCAGCAUGUGACAUGUUUUAUGAUUGGCGGUUGCCAUUCAAGUGGUCAACCCUGCUUAGCCUCGAGAUCUGAUCAAAUCGGAUGCAUUCAGAGGUGAAAUGGUCAUCGGUGUGGUACUAAAGUUUUUUUAGAGAUUCCUUAUUCAUGAGAUGGAUGCCAUUUAAUUAUUCUUCGUUGGGGAGAAUCUAUCGGUGUUAGAAUUUUUUUUUUGUAAAUAUCAAAUUUGAAAUAUAUAUUAACGUUGUAUAAUAUAGGAUAGAACAAGAAUAUGAUUUAAGGUAGGGGAGCAGGGGUACAGUAUGAGAAGUUUAAGUGGUAGACAUUCGUGUCAUUGUCUUGGAUGUACAGGGGCAGACCUUUUAUCAAUGAACUGCUAGAUGGACUCCGACACUGUGUAGGCCACGUGGGUUAUUGGAGGCAGGGAGCAUAGAUGUAGGGGCAUACAAGUACAAUGCAACGACGGCUUUUUGAGGCACUACCUCUUGUAACAAUUUCUGGAUAAAAUAAAGGCUGUGAGGGGAGUGCAGGCCUCAGGUGUCCAUGUGAAAUGGCAGGAUUUAGGCUGGAAAAUUACUGUGGAUCACUUGUGGGGUUUUUUCGCCUGAUACAUCCAUUUCAUGCAGAUGGAUAUUGGUUAGUAACGAUUCAUUCAAAUGACCUGCCAAUGUAACGGACAAUUGGAGCAAUGUAUAUUGUACAAGCUGGUAAUUGAAAAUAGUAUUAGUGACGAGCGAGACGAAUCGAUUGUUGAAGGGAAUCAUUGUGACCCCGAAUCGCGACGUGUCCAGUUUUAGGGGAGCUCUCGUUUACAAAUUACAUUUCUCUCCCAUGGACUCCAUAAGUGGACGCAAAAAUAACACACGUGCUGCCUUUGUGUGAACACUGCUCAGUUAUGUCUUGGAGUUAUCACCAGUCUAAGUCUACCCGUUAUUUUAUCAAAGGCCUACUCAAGCCGUCUCCAUCUUCCACGUUCUUGCGAGUCAACAAUCUGCUUAAUGUUUGUGGAUGCAUUUUAACAAUGUAGGGUUAAGCUGUAUGAACAUUAUCAUACAAUGACCUGAAGGAGAUUGUAAAGAUGGCUUGGUUUACUAGGGAAGCAUACUGCUUCAUAAUAUACCCGUUUCACAGUUCCCUGCUUUAAGAUACAGCAAUGGGAGCCGACAUGCACCGUUUAAUAAUUAAUGACCCAUUCUCAAUGAUGUCAAAGAUAAUAUUGUGGUGGCAUUUUGGCAUAAGAGGUCUCCAUCCUAUUUGGGUCUUAGAGUGCAAGAGCAGUUUGGCCAGAUGGGCUGAAGCAGCGGGAGUGUGCGGAGGUGAAGUUGUUUAUCAAGGAGAUUGCUUUAAUUUCAGAGGCAAUUUGACCACCGCUGCUCAGACUGCUGCAUAGCCAGAUGUGCUCUUGAGGAGCGUGUGCUUUGAGACUGGCUGUGUCACCUUUAACAACGGCAAUUUCACCACUCCCCUCGCCCACCACUAAGUGCAGCGUAUUCUGCUUUCAAAUGGCGAGCCCAAUUAAGGCAGCCCAAAGGCCGUGCGGAGGUGCUGCACCCAUUUUUAACCUUUUAUCUUGUUCCACGGAACGUUUGUCCCACGAGGUGGACUCCGCUCGCCGAGUCUCUCUCCAGCCUUCGACCCAUCGCCGUCCACAGUAACGCCGCCGCCGCCACCGCCGCCGCAUGCUCUCACGUCCUUGUCGGUAACAUUGUCGCCGCGUCUUCUUCGCCUUUUUGUCUCUUUCCCUCGACUGGCACUUUCAGAACUCUUUCCAACGUCGUCUUCCGAUCAGCUGGUCACUUGUCCGAACCACCUCGGUCUAUUCUCACUCAAUUUCUCUCUUGGCCGUGCUCCUAUCACCCAAAAAACCCCCUGCGUCUCACACGAAUGUUUUCUAUACUCUUUGGUUCUUUCGGUAAAAUCACGUAGGUAUAAAAUAAAUCACGACGUUUCGGGCGCAACACAAGCGUCCAUCAGCAGGUGGGAAAGCAUGGUCUGCUGCUGAGGCAGACUGUUUUAAAAGGUUUUAUACCAAAGAGUAUGGAUUUCUGCAGUCACGAAAGGCAAAUCACGAUGUUUUCUACUUUCCUCACAUAUUCAUCUCAGGCGUUCUCAUCUCCCGUCACCCUCGUCACGUUCGCCAGCCGUUUCUUUCAUGCUCAGCGGCCCGAGCCAUAUGAAUGCUGAACUUAUCACUGCCCUGUUCGCUAUUCCCUGAAGGCGAAUUGGCUUUGACUUCCUGCACACCACUCCACUCACUUUUCCUCCACUUUGUCCAUUCUUCGUUUAUUCUGCUCCUGAUCUCCGUGUCGAUCUCGUCAUUAUUUUUCCACUGUGGAUCCCAAAUCCAUCAAUUCUUUAAGGAGUGAGCAAGAUCCGACACGAGGGAAGAGAAUAGCGCCAUAACCUUCAACAGACACACAGUAGCAUGUGCAGAAUGCACGCGACCUUUGUGAAUUAUGCAAAAAACCUGUUCGUGAAGAAUUGCGCUGUGGUCAUCUUAAUUCAAAUGUUGUGAUGUAGGUGUGUGGUGUGGGUGUGUGCUGUAGUAGGUAUGUGCUGUAGAUAUGUGCUGGCUGUCCAGUUUCAUUUGCCGCUUUUCAUCAUUCUCAUCUGAAUAUGCAACCAGCCCUCGGAUCGAAGAAAGUUAGAAACAAACGAGGGGGUGAUUGGUCAUGGUUAUCGCCAAACUACAUCACUGUGUGAAUUUCUAUUGCAAUAAAACCUCUGAAACAU
Molecule: messenger RNA, 4619 nt
Organism: Lethenteron reissneri (Far Eastern brook lamprey)
Lineage: Eukaryota; Metazoa; Chordata; Hyperoartia; Petromyzontiformes; Petromyzontidae
Product: ankyrin repeat domain-containing protein 16-like
Molecular function (GO): protein binding
Source: RefSeq, a predicted model, not a curated record